GCAGCAGCAGCCGGCCCGGCGGCGGCGGCGGCGGCGGCGGCGGCGCCCGGCCCCGGCCGCGCGGAGAGGACAUGUGCAGGCUCGGCUAGCAGCCGCCGCGCCCGCGCCCGCCCGCGCCCCGCCAUGCGUCCCGCGCCCUCCGCCGGCUCCGGCCUGUGUCUGCACGUCCUGCUGCUGUGCCUCCAGGUCCAGGUGCUGGCCGCCGAGGAGAACGUGGACUUCCGCAUCCACGUGGAGAACCAGACGCGGGCCCGCGACGAUGUGAGCCGGAAGCAGCUGCGCUUGUACCAGCUCUACAGCCGGACCAGUGGGAAACACAUUCAGGUGCAGGGCCGCAGGAUCAGCGCCCGCGGCGAGGACGGGGACAAGUAUGCCCAGCUCAUCGUGGAGACAGACACCUUUGGAAGCCAAGUCCGGAUCAAGGGCAAGGAGACGGAGUUCUACCUGUGCAUGAACCGCAAAGGGAAGCUCGUGGGGAAGCAAGACGGGACCAGCAAGGAGUGUGUGUUCAUCGAGAAGGUUUUGGAGAACAACUACACGGCCCUGAUGUCGGCCAAGUACUCGGGCUGGUACGUGGGCUUCACCAAGAAGGGCCGCGCCCGCAAGGGUCCCCGGACCCGCGAGAACCAGCAGGACGUGCACUUCAUGAAGCGCCACCCCCGGGGCCAGCUGGAGCCGCAGAAGCCCUUCAAGUACACCACGGUGACCAAGCGGACCCGGCGGGUGCGCCCCACGCACCCCGGCUAG
Molecule: messenger RNA, 747 nt
Organism: Dipodomys spectabilis (banner-tailed kangaroo rat)
Lineage: Eukaryota; Metazoa; Chordata; Mammalia; Rodentia; Heteromyidae
Gene: Fgf18
Product: fibroblast growth factor 18
Exons: 5
Coding region: 124-747 (207 amino acids)
Biological process (GO): positive regulation of cell population proliferation; cell differentiation; positive regulation of gene expression
Cellular component (GO): cytoplasm
Molecular function (GO): growth factor activity; type 1 fibroblast growth factor receptor binding; type 2 fibroblast growth factor receptor binding
Source: RefSeq, a predicted model, not a curated record